AAUCAUGAACUUAUCAACUUUCGAUUUCCCCAACAAAAUAAACAAAAUAAAACAUUGUUUACGCUCAUCUUCACUCGGUUUCUCCUCUACCAGAUAGAUCAUCGCCAUCAACAAGAGUGAUUUAAGAGACGUACGCAGAAGGAACACAUCAUCGAUUCGUUUCUCUUUCAAUCCAGAGGGGUAAUGGGGUUCUCUUCAAUACCACCACUAAGCAAAUCUCCAAAUUAAACACUUUGUGUUCAUCUCUUUCCCCUCUGUCAAAAAUAAAGAAGAAAAAAACCCUAAUUUAGUACCCUGAAAAACCCCUAAUUUCAUUCCCCGCAAAGCGAAAACCCCUUUGCUUUUCCAGAUUCACCCACAAGUAUAUCCACAUUUGAUUUCUGGGUUUUUGAUUUUCGAAACCAAACAUGACCUCCUUGAAGCCCAUUUUGUCUCACAUCGAUAACAUCCCCUCCACUCCGGGAAAAUUCAAGCCGGACAAAUCAUCUCUGUACUACCUUCACCACCGUUUCCGCCUCCAUAGCACUGUCCCAAGAAUAACAUUUUGGUCGCUCGUUUUUCUGGCUUUGAUCUCUUUAUUCUUCUUUAUGUCGCCGCCUUCCACCACCGCCCCUCGCCGCGGCCUCCGUACCACCGCUUCCUACGGCGGAUCGGGUUGGGAGAAUCAGGUCAAAGCAUCUGCUAAAAUUCGUUCGCGCAAUGGUCAUUCGGUACUCGUCACCGGCGCCGCCGGUUUCGUCGGUGCACACGCGUCGCUCGCUCUUAAACGCCGUGGAGAUGGUGUCGUCGGACUCGACAAUUUCAAUUCGUACUACGACAUUACCCUAAAGAAAUCACGAAAAUCACAACUCCUUGACCGCGCCGGCGUGUUCGUGGUUGACGGUGACAUAAACGACGCAGUUCUCCUCCGUAAACUCUUCGGCCUAGUCCACUUCACUCACGUCCUCCACCUUGCGGCGCAAGCCGGUGUCAGGUACGCCAUGGUAAACCCUAAUUCCUAUAUCAAAUCAAACGUCGAGGGAUUUGUAAACCUCCUAGAAGUUGCGAAAUCAACAAACCCUCAACCUGCAAUCGUCUGGGCAUCUUCUAGUUCGGUUUACGGCCUGAAUUCGAAGGUACCCUUCUCUGAAAAAGACCGAACCGAUCAACCGGCAAGCCUCUACGCCGCCACAAAAAAAGCCGGUGAAGAAAUCGCUCAUACUUACAACCAUAUCUACGGUCUUUCAAUCACCGGGUUACGUUUCUUUACUGUAUACGGACCUUGGGGUAGACCAGAUAUGGCGUAUUUCUUCUUCACUAAAGACAUCUUGAAAAGACGACCGAUUUCCAUAUUCGAAGGGCCUGAUCAUGCUACUGUGGCAAGGGAUUUCACGUACAUUGAUGAUAUCGUGAAGGGUUGUUUAUCGGCUCUGGAUACUGCAAAAAAGAGCACCGGGAGUGGAGGGAAAAAGAAGGGCGAAGCACAGUUUAGGAUCAUUAAUUUAGGGAACACUUCUCCUGUUUCAGUGAAUAAACUAGUUAGCAUAUUAGAGAAACUGUUGAAGGUGAAAGCUAAGAAGAAGGUGGUUUUGAUGCCUAGAAAUGGCGAUGUGCCAUUCACCCAUGCAAAUAUCAGUUUGGCUCGGAAGGAGCUUGGAUACAGACCCACUACAGAUUUGGAAACAGGGCUAAAGAAAUUCGUGAAAUGGUAUCUUGAUUAUCAUGGUGCAAAGAAGAAGAGUGCAUGGUGAAUUGAGAUAAAUCAGGUUUGUUUUAACUCAUGAACCCUUCUUCCAUUAAUUUGGUUUGAUGAUUUGUAUGCAUUCAGCAUUCUUUUUGAACACUUUAGUGGAAGUGGAAGUGGAAGUGGAAGGAAGACUUUACUGUUUAGAUCGAGUUAUGUGAGGUCAUAUGUACAGUCUGUUGACUUGGUUCCAUUCAGAUUUGUACGUACUUAGUGUUGGUCAGAUGGAUAUAAUCCUUAUUUCCUAUAUCUAUUAUUAUUUUUAUUAGUUUUUAAUAUUUAGUAUGAUGAAUUGAUGAUCUAAAUAACCUAAUUAAUAGGUUGGUUUUCAGGUUUAUUCAUCUAGACUUACUUUUCA
This is a messenger RNA of Lactuca sativa (garden lettuce), 2081 nucleotides long. RefSeq names its product UDP-glucuronate 4-epimerase 3. Lineage: Eukaryota; Viridiplantae; Streptophyta; Magnoliopsida; Asterales; Asteraceae. The record is from RefSeq and is a predicted model, not a curated record.